AUGUUGGUACCGCGACUUCUCAUACCUACCCUCUUAUUUUCAAUAGCCGAAGCCGUCGAUGAGACGGUUAAUGUUGGCUAUUCUAUAUAUAAAGGACAAGCUCUGCCAAAUGGCGUAAGCCAAUGGCUAGGAAUUCGAUAUGCAGCACCGCCGCUGGGUGAGCUGCGAUUUGCGCCGCCACAGGAUCCUCCCCAUACAGAAGGCAUACAAGAUGCCACACAGCACGGUAAAUAUUGUCUUGGGACUGGUCGGUCACCUACAGAUACGGAUACAUCGGAGGACUGUUUAUUUUUAGACGUGCAAGCUCCGACUCAAGCUACAGUCGGUUCAAAACUCCCAGUCUUCCUCUACAUCCAGGGCGGUGGCUUCAGUCUCAAUUCGAACCCCAACACAAACGCGUCAGGUCUGAUUAUAAACAGCGGCUACGGCAUCGUGGUGGUGAGCCUCAACUAUCGCGUUGGUCCAUACGGAUUCAUGACGGACAGCGAUAAAAUACUUCCUAACAAUGGCCUCCGUGACCAGCAAAAAGUCUUGGACUGGGUGCAGAAGCAUAUUUCUCGAUUUGGCGGCAAUCCAAAUCACGUUACUCUUGGUGGAAGCAGUGCCGGGGCAGCCAGUGUCACAUAUCAUCUAACCGCCAACAACGGCACCGACCGAGGACAAUUUCAUGCCGCUAUUGCUGAGUCUCCUUCCUUUGCUACAACUCUUACAGUGACUCAGUCUCAAUACAUGUACACCCAAUUUGCAACUCGCGUGGGCUGCGUCGGCAAGGACAGCCUCACUUGUAUGCGAAACAAGACAGCGGUGGAACUUCAAACAAGCAACUUCAAUAUUCCUUUGCCAGGUGCUUCCAAGCCACCCAACUAUAUGUGGUUGCCUGUGCUCGACCACGAAUUUGUACAGGAUUUCCCAUAUCGAACAUUUCAAAAAGGAAAGUUCAUCAAAGUUCCCACUAUCUAUGGCGACGAUACCAACGGAGGGACCAAGUUCGCUCCUAAGGAUACAGCCACUAUCCAACAAAGUAAUAGUUAUGUAUUGGACCAGUAUCCUGAGCUCACAUUGAAUAUGCUCGGGCAAAUUAACGAGCUGUACUCUAAUCCAAACAACAGCUGCCCUGCUAUCGGCUGCUAUUGGAGACAUGCUAGCAAUGUGUAUCAAGAGGCCCGUUACAUGUGUCCUGGCAUGUAUGUUAGCUCGGUUGUCGCGAAGCAUGGGCAAAACGCUUGGGUAUAUCGAUGGAACGUCGAGGAUCCUGAGCAGAUGGCCUCUGGGCUGGGCGUUCCCCAUACUGUCGAGCUGGCUGCUCUGUGGGGGGCCAACUAUUUCCCCGACGCGCCGGCGAGCUACCUCGAUGGCCAGAUCAAUGCCAAUGCCUCGUCCGCUAUACAACACUACUGGUUGAAUUUCAUCAAAUAUUACAACCCCAACGGGCGGCCUAUCGAUUCCACCAGCAAAUAUACCAAGUGGGAAGCGUGGGGAGACAAGGCACAAAAUCGUCUGACGUUUCAAACUGGGGGCCUGACGGAAAUGAUCCGCGUUGACUCGGAAUUGAAGCGGCGGUGUGAAUUCUGGUCUACGAAUGGUGUCGCAUUGACUAUGUAA
Molecule: messenger RNA, 1602 nt
Organism: Trichoderma asperellum CBS 433.97
Lineage: Eukaryota; Fungi; Ascomycota; Sordariomycetes; Hypocreales; Hypocreaceae
Source: RefSeq, a predicted model, not a curated record